Molecule: messenger RNA, 615 nt
Organism: Dothidotthia symphoricarpi CBS 119687
Lineage: Eukaryota; Fungi; Ascomycota; Dothideomycetes; Pleosporales; Dothidotthiaceae
Product: HHE domain-containing protein
Exons: 2
Coding region: 1-615 (204 amino acids)
Source: RefSeq, a predicted model, not a curated record
AUGCGCCCGCGUGUUGCAGCUAUUUCGACCGUGACCGAGGUUCUUACUGAAGAUCACCGCGCACUUGAGACAUAUUACAACGAGAUCGUCAACAACCCAGACGACAUCGACCAUCAGACGCGCUACGGCAACCAAUUCACAUGGGAGCUCGCCCGCCAUUCGGUCGCAGAAGAACUACUCAUCUAUCCGGCCAUGGAGAAGUACAUGGGCGAAGAGGGCAAGGCGCAUGCUGAGAAGGACCGUAAACAACAUCACAAGCUCAAAGAGUUGCUGAAGGAGUUCCAAAACAUGAGUGCGACAGACACCGCGUAUGUCCCCCACCUCAAGGAGCUGUGGUCUUUCCUCGGUCAGCAUAUCAAAGAAGAAGAGAAGGACGAUCUACCCGCUCUCGAGCGCGCCUUAAGCUCGAGCGACAACAAGGGCGUUUCUGAGACCUUGGCCAAAAACUUUUCUAGGACCAAAAUGCUUGUUCCCUCGCGUUCACAUCCUUCCGCCGGCGAGAAUCCCUUGUUCGAAGGAGCGAUGGGAUUAUUGUUCGCGCCUAUCGACCACGUCGCCGACAUCUUUCGCAAGUUCCCUGACGGCGUCAUCAGUCCAAACCCCUCGAAGAAGUAG